Molecule: messenger RNA, 423 nt
Organism: Hyaloscypha bicolor E
Lineage: Eukaryota; Fungi; Ascomycota; Leotiomycetes; Helotiales; Hyaloscyphaceae
Exons: 1
Source: RefSeq, a predicted model, not a curated record
AACGGUGUGAGCGACAAACAAGUCGCAAAUGCCGUCAUUUCUUGGAUGAACGACACCGCCAAAGUCACCAAAUUCCUCAACACUGCCACCUCCUUCACUGGAGACGAAUUUACUCGCCAGGCCACAAUUGCACUUAAUGCCGAAAUCGACGAACUCAACCAUAAAACCAUCCUCGACACCGCUUUUGGCCAAAUGGCCAUGAUCCAGGCUGCUAAUGACACGCUUGCUACUCAAGGGACUUUUCAAGCUGUGGUCGAUACGCUACAGUCUAUGGUUGACAGUGGUCCCGACACCGCUCAAGCUCAGGUCGACGUCAUCAACAAGAACCGAUGCGUGAAUGUUCUACCUAAUAUCGACAUGUACUUUGCUGCCGCCGGAUCCGCGUCAAUACAGGCUGUGCGUCCAACUGGAUGCUUAGAGAUU